Pocillopora verrucosa is the source of this 1918-nucleotide messenger RNA. Its product is annotated as glucose-6-phosphate exchanger SLC37A4. Gene Ontology annotation, cellular component: endoplasmic reticulum membrane. Gene Ontology annotation, biological process: glucose-6-phosphate transport; phosphate ion transmembrane transport. The record is from RefSeq and is a predicted model, not a curated record. Gene Ontology annotation, molecular function: glucose 6-phosphate:phosphate antiporter activity. Lineage: Eukaryota; Metazoa; Cnidaria; Anthozoa; Scleractinia; Pocilloporidae.
ACAAACAUGGCGCCUCUGAAGGACUCCAACUUUCGCCGUUAUCAAAUAAUUCGAUGGAUGGUUUAUAUCUCACUAUUUUUAGGUUACUCCUCCUAUUAUUUCUCCAGAAAGUCUUACACCUUCGCCAUACCGGCCUUAAUACAAGACCUUAACCUAAAAAAGAAUGAACUCGGUGCAAUAACGAGUGGUUUCGCAGCGAUGUACGGUGUUGGAAAAUUUACGGGCGGCUUAUUAUCAGAUACUCUGAGUCCUAGAACGAUGUUUACGGCAGGAAUGUUAUUAACUGGGAUGAUAAACAUUCUUAUUGGAUUCACUGGGAACGUCUGGCUUUUGACUUUUCUCUGGAGCAUGAAUGGUCUGGCUCAAGGUUGUGGUUGGCCGCCGUGUACUAAAUUACUCAGAGAGUGGUUCUCUCCUUAUGAGUUGGGUACCCUGUGGAGUCUUCUUACAGCUGGCUGUAACCUAGCAACGAGCAUUUCUCCGGUGUUAACAGCAUUUCUUACUUCAAACUUUGGUUGGUCAGCAGCAUUCAUUACUCCUGGAGUCAGUACUGCCGCAAUGUCUGUUUUAGCUUACUACCUUAUUUGUGAUUCUCCAUCAGAAAUAGGACUGGAGGAAUUUACCCAAAGAACUACUAUGAAAUCAAGAACUGAAAACAAAACAGUAGAGAACAAGAAGGACUACAUUAUUACAAUGCUUCACAGUCCAUUUUUGUGGGUUUUAAGUGCAGGAUAUCUACUGACUUUGUUUGUGAAGACUGGAGUUGGUGAAUGGACACAACUAUUUUUGAUACAGACAAUUGGAAGAACACAAUAUGAUAGUAGUGUUGCUAUGAGUUUUUUAGAGAUAGGUGGACUCUUUGGUAGCAUAACAUCUGGUUAUAUAACGGACAAGUUGGUGCUUAAGUAUGGAACCUCCACACUCUCCAGUCCAAGAGUUCCUCCUAUGAUUGGCUUUGCAUUUUUACAGUUAGCCUGUGUGUAUCUCUUACACACAGCAGUAACAUCAUCCACUUCACUGUGGUUUAUUUCAACACUGAUAUUUGGCAUAGGCUUCUCAUUAUACACAGCAAUAAAUCUGUAUGGAGUGCUGGCCAUGGAGAACAGUCCACCAGGACUCAGCGGAACAUCUCAUGCAAUUGUUGCUUUAGCUGCAAACGUGGGAGCAACACUGGCAGGAAUUCCUCUGACAACAAUCAGUAAGGUGUACGACUGGGGAGGUGUCUUUGUUUGUCUUGAGCUGGCAUCUUUGUUCUGUGGCUGUUUGCUGAUUGGAGCACGUAAUGUCAACAGGCAUAUGAUUGAACCUUCAAAGCUCCAGUAAAAGCUUUAAGGGGCACCUCCUGGAUAUUGUUAUCUACCUGAAUAAUUUCCUACUGCUGUAUGGCUAAUUAUUUUUGUGAAACUUAUCUUGUGAUUAGCAAUUUACUGUAUGGAACCUCCACACUUGCCAGUCCAAGUGUUCCUCAUAUGGUUGGCUUUGCAUUCUUACAGUUAGCCUGUGUGUAUCUCUUACACACAGCAGUGACAUCAUCUACUUCACUGGUAUGGAUGCAUUCCUUGGCCUGUUCCAGGCAUUCUUGCAGUACACAGAGCAUGAUAGCCACUCAGAAGGGAAAUAGCUGGAGACUCAAUCAGGGUGGGUUUAUGGGUGCUUAAGGUUACUUCGCACCUUCAUGGGUGUCCUUCGGGAAAAAAUUCAUAAGCAUGCUAGUUUAAGAUUAUUAUACCAAGGUGUGUACCUGUUUGUCCUUUCAAACACUUCUGUAAAAUUGAUUUAACUCGACUUUUAUCAGUUAAUGGAAAUUUCCUAAAUUGACCAAAAAAAUGUUUUUCUCAGUUAAGUUAACCUUAAAUGUUCCCUGUCAGUCAAAUAUGGUAAGUUAUGUGUUCAAGAAUAUAUUAAAAUAUAUUUUUAA